AUGAACGAUCACAACGACGACCUGGGUACGAUAUGGUGGAGAAAGUUUAUGAAGAAAGCGAGAAUACACAAAGUACCACCUGGAUCUACCUGUGGGCCAUCAAACAUGCCAAUGAUGUCAAUGAUUGUUUCAUUUGUCUGGAUGUACUCGUCCAUGGCGGGAAAGAUUGGUUGCCAAACUUCCAUUUUUGCAAAAGCGUUAACUCCUUUUUAUACUUUAAAUCGGUCAGUAUAUUCCGACUUUUUAACUUUUCGUGGAGGACUUAAUCCAGUAACUGGCGGUUUAUGGUUAACUGAUACAUCUCAUUAUCAUUUAGCUACUGCAGUUCAUAUUUUAGUUGCAGGUCAUCUGUAUCGUAUUAACUGGGUGUCAAUAGAUUGGAGCAAAAAGUAUAGUGAAUUUGUAUUCAACUGCAUUGUUUUACUUACAAUUGACAUCGUAUAUCAUACUUUUAUCAUCAAUUGA
Messenger RNA from Marchantia polymorpha subsp. ruderalis, 465 nucleotides. Lineage: Eukaryota; Viridiplantae; Streptophyta; Marchantiopsida; Marchantiales; Marchantiaceae. The record is from the annotation of a GenBank genome assembly.